UUCUCCUACAUCCCAUCACCUGCAGUUCUCCUACAUCCCAUCACCGGCAGUUCUCCUACAUCCCAUCACCGGCAGUUCUCCUACAUCCCAUCACCUGCAGUUCUCUACAUCCCAUCACCGGCAGUUCCCCUACAUCCCAUCACCGACCCUCACACGAGACCCUCACACGAGACCCUCACACGAGACCCUCACACUAGACCCUCACACUAGACCCUCACACGAGAUCCUCACAAGAGAUCCUCACACGAGACCCUCACACGAGACCCUCACACGAGACCCUCACACUAGACCCUCACACGAAACCCUCACACGAGACCCUCACACGAGGCCCUCACACGAAACCCUCACACGAGACCCUCACACGAGGCCCUCACACGAGACUCUCACAAGAGACCCUCACAAGAGACCCUCACACGAGACCCUCACACGAAACCCUCACAAGAGACCCUCACAAGAGAUCCUCACACGAGACCCUCACACGAGACCCUCACACGAGACCCUCACACGAGACCAUUGA
Molecule: messenger RNA, 517 nt
Organism: Hyalella azteca
Lineage: Eukaryota; Metazoa; Arthropoda; Malacostraca; Amphipoda; Hyalellidae
Product: variant surface antigen E-like
Exons: 2
Source: RefSeq, a predicted model, not a curated record